CUGAAGUGAACUACAGGGAGCGCAGCAGCUUUUCCCCGGACCUCAGGCGGAGAGUCCGCAGAGAGCGAUAGGAAGAAGGUAAGAGAGGAUCAAUCAGACACCCACGCUGUGAGACUCACGAAACAGCAGUAAAAGAAGAGGCAAAGCGGCGGCCGGGAGGCGAACGGAGCUGGAAGGGAAGAGGCGAGAGGAAGCGGGAGCCAUGCAGAGGCUUGGCGCAGUGCACUCCUCCGCGGCGCAGGCUCUCAGCCUCGUGGUCCUCCUGCUGCAGCUGCUGACUCAGCUGCCCGGUGCCGACUCAGCUCUCCGGUACCGGGUGGCGGAGGAGGGCCCGCCUGACGUCAAGAUCGGCAAUGUCGCGGCCGACCUGGGCCUCACGGCGGGGACGGGCAGCGGGGAUGUCACCUUCGCCCUGGAGAGCGGCUCAGAGUACUUCAAGAUUGACAACGUGACAGGUGAGCUGACGACGGGACCGAGGCGCAUCGACAGGGAGAAGCUGCCACAGUGCCAGAUGAUCUUCGAUGAGAACGAGUGUUUCUUGGACUUUGAGGUGUCGGUGAUCGGGCCGCUGCAGAGCUGGGUUGACCUAUUUGAGGGAAGAGUUGUCAUAACAGACAUCAACGACAACACACCUUCCUUCCCCUCACCUGUCCUCCAGCUCUCAGUGGAGGAGAACCGUCCGAUAGGAACCCUUUACCUGCUCCCCACUGCAACAGACAGGGAUUUUGGGCGAAAUGGGAUUGACCGCUAUGAACUUAUCCAAGAUGGAGGAGCUGGGUCAAGUUCGACCAGGCGCACAGCUGGAGGAAACCCCAUCGCCAGAGUGGAUGGACUUGCUGACCGUAGGGGCAGAAGUGGAGAUAAUGGAGGAGCCAGGAGCACCGUGUUUGAACUGCAAGUCGCAGAUAUCCCAGAUGGUGAGAAGCAGCCACAGCUCAUUGUGAAAGGCACGCUGGACCGAGAGCAGAAAGACUCAUACGAACUUGUCCUCAGGGUUAGAGAUGGAGGAAACCCAGCACGGUCCUCCCAGGCCCUGCUGCGUGUUUCCAUCACUGAUGUGAAUGACAACAGCCCGCAGUUCGAAAGGUCUACUUAUGAGGCGGAGAUGGCAGAAAACGCUCCUCCUGGCACACCUGUCCUGCAGGUCAGAGCUUCAGAUCGAGACAUAGGAGUAAAUGGGCAGGUGGAGUAUGUUUUUGGAGCUGCCACUGAAUCCGUUAGAAGACUCCUGCGGCUGGACGAGGCCACUGGGUGGCUCAGCGUUCUCCACAGGAUCGACAGAGAAGAAGUGGCACAGCUCAGGUUCACAGUGACAGCCAGAGACAGGGGCCAGCCUCCACGCACCGACCGAACCACCGUAGUGCUGGCUGUUCGGGACGAAAACGACAACGUCCCGUCUGUGGAGAUCCGAAAGAUUGGGCGCAUCCCCGUUCGGGAUGGGGCGGCACUAGUGCCAGAAAAUGUUCUGGUGGACACACCAGUGGCUCUGGUUCAGGUUUCAGAUCGAGACCAGGGAGAGAACGGGGCUGUGACGUGUACAGUUGUGGGAGACGUCCCAUUCACGUUGAAGCCGGCCGGUGAAACAGCUCUCCCACCCCUGCCUGCUGAUGAAGCCUUCGACAGGAACAAGAAAAAGUACUUCUUGCAUACUUCUGCCUUGCUGGACUAUGAGGCCACAAAAGAAUACAGCGUAACAAUUGUGGCAGUAGAUUCAGGCAGCCCCAGUCUGUCCAGUAACAGCUCACUGAUGGUACGAGUGGUCGAUAUCAAUGACCAUGCUCCGACCUUCGCCCAGAGUGUUGUUGAAGUCCACUUCGCCGAGAACAAUUCCCCCGGGGAAAGAGUCGUCACCGUUGUAGCUACGGACGCAGACAGCGGCAAGAAUGCAGAGAUCGCAUACUCUCUGGAUCCAGCCGGCGGGCCGUUUUAUAUUGACGCCGACAAUGGCGACAUCCGAGCCACUGGGGUUCUGGACCGGGAACAGCGAGAGAGGUAUGAACUACGGGUGAUUGCGAAGGACAAGGGCACCCCCUCUCUGCAAGGCUCUGCCACCGUCGUUGUCCAGGUGACCGACCGCAAUGACAACGCGCCAAAGUUUGUUCAGGAAAUUUUCACUUUCUACGUCAAGGAGAACCUGCUCGCCAACAGCCCAGUUGGCAUGGUCACCGUGACCGACGCAGACGAGGGCGAAAACGCAGAGCUUAGUCUGUUUGUGGAAAUGGAUGGCGCCGAUGAGAAGACAGGAGAGAAGACGGACGGAGGGGAUGGUGAGAAAGAGCAAGAGGAGGUGUUCUCAAUCGAGAACAACACAGGAACUAUCUUCUCUUCUGCCUCGUUUGACCGUGAAAAGCUUUCCACCUACACCUUUCGUGUCCGGGCUGUGGACGGAGGCGAGCCAAGAAAAACCGCCACCGCCACAGUCUCACUUUUUGUGACAGACGAAAAUGACAACGCCCCCUCAAUCACCUCCCCGGCCAACGAGUCCUACACCCUCCUCCCACCCGCCAGCAGUGCCCGCACCAUUGUCAGGACUGUAACAGCCAUAGACUCAGACACAGGCCCGAAUGCCGACCUUCACUACACUCUAGUGGGGGGAAAUCCCUUUAGACUGUUUGAGAUUGGCCACACUAAUGGAGUGAUCACCCUGGCAGAGCCCUUGGAGCGGCGCCACCGAGGUCUACAUCGCCUGGUGGUCCGAGUCAACGACAGUGGCAUCCCUUCUCUCUGUGCCACCGCACUGGUUCAUGUCUUCAUUAACGAGAGCCUGGCUAAUGCCACACUGGUGGACGGACAGGUGGCCCGAAGCCUAAUGGCUCCACUGUCGCUGGACAUUGCAGGAGACCCAGACAGUGAGCGUGCUCUGGGGAAACAGCGCCUCAGCGUCGCCAUCGGUGUCCUGGCGGGAGCCGCGGCGGUCAUCCUGGUUAUUCUUCUUGUGGUCACGGCCCGGCAGUGCGGCGCUCAGGGUAAGAACGGCUACGAGGCCGGUAAGAAGGAGCCGGAAGAGGACUUCUUCAGCCCCUCGGGAGCUCAGCCACAGGUUAGCCGCGGCGGAGGAUCGGACCGUGGACGCAAACCACGGCGUGACAAACGCAACGGAAGCGGUGGCAGCGCUGCUGCGGGAGGAGGGAAGUCAGACCGAUCGCUCUACAGCGGCAUUGUCACCGUCAACGGAUUGCGUCGCCACGCCAACGAUGAAGACGAGGAGGAUCUGAGCAGCGCCAGCGAGCGCCUGGCUGCCCGUUACUGCGCCGUGGACGGUGACCCCGGCAGCCCCAGGAUGGGCGGGGGCAGGAGGCACCAGUCAAGCCCAGAUCUGGCCAGGCACUAUAAAUCCAGCUCGCCUCUACCUGCGGUGAACCUGCAGCCUCACUCACCUCCGGCCGAGGGGAAGAAGCACCAGGCGGUCCAGGAGCUGCCGCCCUCCAACACCUUUGUGGGGAGCGGUGGAUGCGUGGGGAGCGCUGGCUCCAGCAGCAGCAGUAGUGGGGGCAGCGGCAAUGCAGACGCCAUGUCUCUGGGAUCUGACCAGUGCUCAGAGUACGGCUGCCAGACUGGAAACAAGUACAGCAAACAGGGGACCCUCCGCCGGGUGACCUUCUCGGUGGUGAGCCAGCCCCAGGACGGCGGUUGCUAUGACAGCGGCCUGGAGGACUCGGAGACGCCGAGCAGCAAGAGUUCGACCGGGCCGCGGUUGGGAUCCCUGCCGCUUCCCGAGGAGGGCUACGAGCGGACCACCCCGGAGGGCAGCGUCGGGGAGGAGGAGCACGUGGAGAAUGAUGCCAGGCAGCUUCCAGAUGUGGCUCUAACGGGAAAGUGCACCAGGGAGUGUGAUGAGUUCGGCCACUCGGACACGUGCUGGAUGCCGGUCCGCGCCUCGCCGCGGCAGCGCCAACGCCACGGCAGCGACCCGCCGCGACUCUCUACCUUCGCCCCGGGAGACGACAACAACAACCUGCGCGGCAACGACCACGAGAGCGACAGCGAAAGCGCCGGCAGCGCUGGGAGCUCCGAGCCAGGGGUGGUCGGCAGCGGCGGCGAAGGUCAGCGAUUACCUUUGGUCAACGGGGAUCCGCUGGGCACCCUGGGCAGGGGAGACCGCAACAGAAACAUGGGCGAUCACAACCGCAACCUUCUGAACCGCAAGAUGACCUCGGCGUCCUACGACACGUUCAGCAGCGCCGGCUUCGGGAGGCGCCAGCCGGAGGAAGACGGAGGAGAAGGCCAGAACCCCCCCGAAGUCAUACCGCUGACGCGGACAGGCGGGGACUACAAGACCACGUCCUGCCUCACGCUGUCCCGCCGUGAGGUCUACCUGUGAUGGCCUUGCAGCGGAGCAGUUCAACCUGGACUGUCCCCCCUUUUUUAAACCACCGAAGAGGGAAUCGCUCAAACUUUACUGACAAGACAUCAGCACUGACUGACUUUCCAUCUGUGAAGGUGUGAACAUUUCAGAAAAGAGGCUCGCCAAAAGUUAAUCUCAAACUGGAACUUUUGGAUUCCGAGUAAUAUUUAUAGGCACUUAAACUGGAGCCGAAUGGAUCAACUCUUUUCAGAGCUCUAAUCUGGAGUACUUAUUCUUUUUUUUAAAGGAAAAAAACCCUUUUUUUAUCUACUCGUAAAAGUUACCUACAGGCAAAAAUCCUACAAUGUCCAUGUGGAGGAGGACAGUCUUCUCUUCUUUUUACCUGGAUCCAAUGCAUGCCUGAACCUUUGCAACAGAGGAAUUUGUGUGAAGGAGAAAGAAGCAGGAGAUCGAGACUUUAUGAAUCCUGAUGCUAUAAAUGCUUUGGUGCAUUUAAAGCUGAGGCUGCGGCAGGCCGGAUCUGAACUCUACUGAACCAUCUGCUGAGAAACACCACUGAGGUUUCAUCCACUGAAAAUAGAUAAGGAGAAGUAACGGGUCUUUGAUUGAGUUAUUUGGAUCUAAUUCAAGCCAAUCAAACUUUCUAAUGCUUAAUCAACUGUAUCAUAACACGAGAGGGAGGGGUGUUAACCAAUCAAACUGCUAAUCCCACGAGGAUCUCAAACAGAAUAAGUACAACCGAGUGUGGCCACUGUACAGUUACGAACUAGAAAAAAAAAAUCCUGAUAUGAAACAUCAGGUUUUGUUCUUUUAAAGACGUACGUGAUUCAGAACAAACAGCAACAAUGUGAAAACAAAGACUUUUUUUUUUUUUUUUUUUUACAAUGAUCAAAUGUAACUGUUCAGAAUACAAGAUUCUCAUAGAGUGUCAGUAGUGCCACAGUACUCCAGCGUGUGUGAAAAUACCUGUUUAUUAAUUUUCUUUGGGACCCAGUCUGUAUGUAUAUACUGUAUGUGUGUAUUUGACGGAACGGCAGCGUUAAUGUCUUUGCUGCUGUCCGCAGAUCCAGAGGAGACUGAGGUGCUGAGUUCAUUAUACAUCUACAAUAUCUUAGCGAUGUUCAUGUAUGAUAAGUGUUCUUGCACACAAGCACACACAAAUGCACACCCACACACACACACACACACACACACACACACACACACACACACACACACACACGCAUGCGGCACUUACAAACAUAUACACACACGCACACACACACAUACAUACACACAGACCUGAGCAUGUAAACACGUACGGUGCAUUUACAGAAUGUGAACAUGCUUUGGGCCACAGUUUAUGACAUGAUUCAGUGGCUGUGUAACAUAAAGUAUAUAAUAAACUGCAUUAACUCUAAUACAUGAUAACUGAGCACACACAACUCAUGCACACACACACACACACACACACACACACACACACACACACACACAAACACGAAAAUGCAUAUGGAUACAUAUUAAGAUAUACACAAUGCGCAGUUCAUAUGCACUAUGUCUUUUUAUUCAUAUUUUUUUAUUUUACAUAUUGCCUCAUUGAAUUAGCUGUAGCAUUUUGCCUGCUCCCCUCCAGCCAGUAUUUAAACAUGAAAUGUAUUUAAAUAAUUACUCAUCUUUCUGACUGAUGUGUGAGGCUACAUUAAAGGGAAUUUCAACGCCAUCAACUGUAACUACUGAUAGACGAUGUGGAAAUAGGAGAUAUUCUGCAUACACACUGUAAGUAGGACUCAUAGAAAAAAAAAAAAAACAAAUUUCUGUAAUUUCUCUUAGAAAAAAAAAGGAAAGGAAAAAGAGACUCUGCAUGAAGGGAAGAUAAUGCAAACUUUUUUUCUCUCUUUUUUAAGCCACGCUUUUUUAGAUACCACGCCUAUUUGGAUACAUGCGUACGAAGUGUGUGCUUACGGGGAAGUGGAGAUAAUGAUGGCAGCGAGGGAGUUUGCUUCAGUGGAUGAAUAUAUAUAUAUAUAUGUUAUUUCUUUGUUGAGGAGUGAGUUUGGAGUAACCUUGGGCCUUUUUUUUUCACUUUCGACUUCCCAGAGCUGGCGUGAAGGAUGCCACUGGCUAUUUGAGAAAAAGAAAAAAAAAAAACAGACAAUGUUGCAGGAGUGCAGAGUUGAGCUGCGACCUGUUUCACCACGCAGUGCUGACCUGAACACGCCCAUACUGCUGUGCUGAACUGCACAGAUAACAGACUCCUUCACGUUCGUCCUUCCCAACAGCUACUGCACGACUUCCGACAUGCGCUGCUGCAUUGGGCUAAAGAGUGGGUGUGGAUCGAGGCCAACGCAUCUUAAUUCCCAUCAUCAGCGUGUGGCUCAGUAGUGUGAUAGGGAUAAUAGGGUUAGGUCGUCCCUGUGGUCUUAAUGAGUUUCCUUUCUCCUCUCUUCUUCUCCCUUGAUCUGCACUGAUCUCAUUAAUGUCUGGAUAGGCGAAUGUAACACUGCUGGAAUUUGCCAGUAAACGUGUCUCUUAAAAAAUUUUUUUGGGGGGGAAGAUGUGGUUCAGAUGAGGCAGAGGCGACGACCCUCUUAAGGGAAAGUUAAAAAGAAAAAAAAACUCAGGUGUGCCACAGUGUUUAACCCAGUCACACUGCUGCUGCUUGACUGAACGGUAAAAAAAAGAAAAAGAAAAAGCAGCAACUCUCAUGACACCUUCUUACCUUUUACAGUCGAGAUGGGACACGCUCCGCAGUUUAUAUACCUGUAUAUACUUUCAACUUUACAACUCUGUUAAUCAAACCCACUGAUGUAUUUACUCCCAUAAGCUGUCAUUACCCCCAAAUCCCCCCCCCAAGACGUGGCUGUUUGCCAAGCUCCGUUUCUGAAAGACUGCUGAGGAUGUAAAGGAAUUCAAGCCUGUUCUUGAAGACGACUCUGAAAAGGUGACCGACCGAAAACAAUCACAUUAUCUUGCAUCAUGCAAAUGCAUUUGCUGAGAGAUUACAACAACAACAACAACAACAA
Salarias fasciatus (jewelled blenny) is the source of this 7311-nucleotide messenger RNA. It is a transcript of the gene pcdh7a, whose product is annotated as protocadherin 7a. Gene Ontology annotation, cellular component: plasma membrane. NCBI's taxonomy places the organism in Eukaryota, Metazoa, Chordata, Actinopteri, Blenniiformes, Blenniidae. Gene Ontology annotation, biological process: homophilic cell-cell adhesion. Gene Ontology annotation, molecular function: calcium ion binding. The record is from RefSeq and is a predicted model, not a curated record.